AUGGCAAUAUGUGGCAGACGGAGUCGGCCCAAGUUCAUUCUGUACAUUCUCGGGGCGUUUGUAGUCGGAUAUUUAGUGUUUCAUAGGAACACACACAGUGAUGUCGGGCUGGCGAGUCGAAGAGAAGUUCCAGUCGAGGAGCCCAAAAAUGUGGACGAGGAAUUACUGAAGAAACCUGUUUACGAGAAGCCUCCUCUAGACAUAAAUGCGUUGGGAGAGAUGGGUAGAGCUGUUAAACUGGACCUGACUGAAGAAGAGAAGCGAGAGGAGGAGGAGAGCAUCAAAAAACAUCAGAUAAACACUUAUGUGAAUCAUUUAAAAGAACCUCUAGAAAACUACAUCGCCAAUCUCAAAAAGGUGCGUCUGAUCCGUGCAAGGAAGAGAGAGGGUUUGGUGCGAGCGCGGCUCCUAGGGGCGUCCAUUGCCACAGGAGAAGUGCUGACCUUCCUCGAUUGCCACUGUGAGUGUCAUGAAGGCUGGUUGGAGCCUUUACUCCAGAGAAUAAAGGAUGAGCCUUCGGCUGUGGUGUGUCCAGUGAUUGAUGUUAUCGACUGGAACACCUUCCAGUACCUGGGCAACCCUGGAGAACCUCAGAUCGGAGGAUUUGAUUGGCGAUUGGUGUUCACGUGGCACACUGUCCCAGAACAUGAACAGAAACGGAGAAGUUCUGCCACUGAUGUCAUCAGGUCUCCUACAAUGGCUGGGGGUUUGUUUGCAGUCAAUAAGAAGUACUUCCAUUACCUGGGCACAUAUGACACAGGAAUGGAGGUGUGGGGUGGAGAGAACCUGGAGUUCUCAUUCAGAAUCUGGCAGUGUGGAGGGAGUCUGGAAAUCCAUCCUUGCUCUCACGUGGGUCACGUCUUUCCGAAGAAAGCGCCAUACUCGAGAAACAAGGCCUUGGCCAACAGCGUGCGGGCGGCAGAAGUCUGGAUGGACGAAUACAAAGAAAUGUAUUACCAUCGCAGCCCUCAUGCUCGUCUGGAAGCAUAUGGUGAUGUGAUGGACAGACGGAAACUCCGAAUGCAUCUUGGCUGUAAAGAUUUUAAGUGGUUCUUGGAGAACAUCUACCCUGACAUUCAAGUCCCAGAGGACAGGCCUGGAAUGUUUGGCAUGCUGAAGAAUAAAGGAAUGGCCAACUACUGCUUUGACUACAACCCACCUGAUGAUCACAAUAUGGCCGGUCACCAGGUCAUUCUUUACCCUUGUCACGGCAUGGGACAAAACCAGUUCUUUGAGUACUCCACACUCCAAGAGAUCCGUUAUAACACGAGGGAGCCUGCAGGCUGCGUCGUGGCUGAUCCUGUCUCCACAUUCCUUACCAUGCAUCACUGCAGUAAACCCAGGGAAGCUGUGCCUGAAGACCAGAAGUUUCUAUUCAGAGAGGACGGCUCUCUCUACCAUGUUCAGACACAGAAGUGCAUUGAGGCAGUAGCCCGGACUGACACUGGGAACCCUGGCCCCGCUCUCCGGCCCUGCUCCGACUCGGCCUCCCAGAAGUGGUUGUUUGAAGAGAGAACAUAGCAAAGGUUCUCUCUACACUCUUCACCUGCACUACAGUUCAAUGGGCAUUUCAUAUCAGCUGCUCUGACUUCACACCAGUUUAUUGAGCAUUUCAGUUCCUUAAGGAUUAAGGAUUGAUAGUGCCUUCCUGUUAUACGACGUGCACAGUACAGAUAAAUUAAAGAAAAUACAGUAUGUUUUAAUGAUAUAACAUAUUAGAUUUGAACAUUUUUGGAUAGUGUAUUAAAAUUCAUCAUUCAUAAUAGAGUUGUUCGGGUUUAAUCCUAAAACCCUGAGAAGAAUUUCCAUUUUCAUGCAAUGAGUGUUCUCUAAAAUUUUGAAUGAGUUUUGGAUUUUUGAGAAAAAUAAUGUAUGUGUGCUAUAACAUAAUCUGCUGUUCAAAAGUU
This is a messenger RNA of Sinocyclocheilus grahami, 1907 nucleotides long. Its product is annotated as polypeptide N-acetylgalactosaminyltransferase 12-like. The record is from RefSeq and is a predicted model, not a curated record. The coding region runs from base 1 to 1521 and encodes 506 amino acids. The transcript has 9 exons. Gene Ontology annotation, cellular component: Golgi apparatus. NCBI's taxonomy places the organism in Eukaryota, Metazoa, Chordata, Actinopteri, Cypriniformes, Cyprinidae. Gene Ontology annotation, molecular function: polypeptide N-acetylgalactosaminyltransferase activity. Gene Ontology annotation, biological process: protein O-linked glycosylation.